UCUGUAGCUGCUGGUGUUUCCCUCCUAUAAUCAGCUCGCGGAGCGCUGAUUGGGUCGUUCGGAUUGAUGAAUGACAAUUUGUCAAAACUGGAUCAGUCCAUUUGGAAAGGUGUGCUGUCACAUGCUGUAUCUGCCAACGAAUCUUCUCCAUCUCAAGAGGGGAAAAGCUGAAAUGUAAAAAAAAAAGAUUCAGAAAACGAGCCUCGAUUUGAUUUUUGUAAAAAAAAAAUAUUACGAAGACGACGCAGCCGCAGCGUAAAAAAAAAUCCAUCUGGCAGAGAGUGGUACAAUCAAACGAGWCUGGGCUGGCUGUGAUAUUCACUUUUUCACGACUGAGAGAAACACAACACCGGGGGAAACAGAAGAAAAAACAGCUUUGAAACAAUUAACUCUCUGGGUUUUAUGUCUCCCGAAGAGUCUCCAAAAUGUCUACGAAGGCAGAGCAGUUUGCCUCUAAGAUACGAUACUUGCAAGAGUAUCACAACCGUGUGCAACACAAUAUUUACCCCGUGCCCUCCGGGACAGACAUUGCAAACACACUGAAAUACUUUUCCCAAACCUUGCUCAGCAUUCUGUCCCGCACAGGCAGGAAGGAGAACCAGGAAGCUUCCAAUUUGGCCGUGCCCAUGACCAUGUGUCUUUUUCCUGUGCCAUUCCCACUCACCCCAUCUCUAAGACCACAAGUCAGUUCCAUCAACCCUACAGUUACUCGCUCCCUCCUUUACAGCGUUCUGCGUGACGCCCCGUCAGACCGCGGGGGGCAGGGGCAGCAGAGUCGGGACGCUCAGCUCUCAGAGUACCCCUCUCUGGACUAUCAGGGCCUCUAUGUGACCCUCGUGACCCUGCUUGACCUGGUGCCCCUGCUGCAGCACGGUCAGCAUGAUCUGGGACAGUCUAUAUUUUACACAACAACAUGCCUCCUGCCCUUUCUCAGCGAUGACAUUCUGAGCACUUUGCCCUAUACAAUGAUCUCCACAUUAGCCACAUUUCCUCCGUUCCUCCACAAAGACAUCAUUGAGUACCUGAGCACGUCUUUCCUCCCCAUGGCUAUUUUGGGCUCCACUCGGAGAGAAGGAGGAGUACCGGCUUAUGUUAAUCUGUCGGCUUCAUCUAUGCUCAUGAUUGCAAUGCAGUACACCUCAAAUCCAGUUUAUCACUGUCAGUUGUUGGAGUGUCUCAUGAAGCAUAAACAGGAAGUGUGGAAGGACCUACUUUAUGUCAUUUCUUAUGGCCCGUCUCAAGUAAAACCACCAGCUGUGCAAAUGCUGUUUCAUUACUGGCCAAACCUGAAGCCACCAGGAGCCAUCAGUGAAUAUAGAGGGCUGCAGUACACUGCUUGGAAUCCCAUCCAUUGUCAACACAUUGAAUGCCACAAUGCCAUCAAUAAACCUGCCGUCAAGAUGUGCAUAGACCCUACUCUCUCCGUUGCACUGGGAGAUAAACCACCUCCUCUUUAUUUAUGUGAGGAGUGCAGCCAGAGGAUUGCCGGAGAUCAUCCUGAAUGGCUCGUUGAUGUUCUGCUGCCCCAAGCAGAGAUAUCUGCCAUUUGCCAGAAGAAAAACUGCAGCUCGCAUGUCAGGAGGGCCGUGGUCACCUGCUUCUCAGCUGGCUGCUGCGAGCGCCAUGGCAACAGGCCUGUCCGCUACUGCAAGCGUUGCCAUGUCAACCACCACAGCAGCGAGGUGGGGGCUGCGGCGGAGACCCAUCUGUACCAGACCUCGCCCCCUCCCAUCAACACCCGGGAGUGCGGAGCGGAGGAGCUCGUGUGCACCGUUGAAGCUGUUAUAAGCCUUCUAAAGGAGGCAGAAAUCUAUGCAGAACAGCGUGAGUUUGAGCUGAACAAGCGUCGUCAAAUGGGCCUGUCUGCCUCCCACCACUCUCUGGACAACAUUGAGUUUGACAACAAGGAGGAUGACCAGCAUGACCAGCGCCUCCUCAGUCAGUUUGGCAUCUGGUUUCUGGUGAGCCUGUGCACUCCCAAUGAGAACACGCCUACGGAGAGUCUGGCUCGUCUGGUUAGCAUGGUCUUCCAGUGGUUCCACUCCACGGCCUACAUGAUGGACGAUGAAGUGGGAAGCUUGGUGGAGAAGCUGAAGCCGCAGUUUGUCACGAAGUGGCUGAAGACAGUGUGCGAAGUGCGCUUUGAUGUUAUGGUCAUGUGCCUGCUACCAAAACCUGUAGAAUUUGCCAGGGUGGGAGGUUAUUGGGACAAGUCAUGCAGCACAGUGACGCAGCUGAAGGAGGGUCUGAACAGAAUAUUAUGUCUGAUACCUUAUAAUGUCAUCAGCCAACCUCUGUGGGAGUGUUUCAUGCCUGAGUGGCUCGAAGCAAUUCGAACUGAGGUCCCCGACAACCAGCUCAAGGAGUUUAGGGAGGUGCUCAGUAAGAUGUUUGAUAUCGAGCUGUGCCCCCUGCCUUUCUCCAUGGAGGAAAUGUUCGGUUUCAUCAGCUGCAGGUUCUCUGGCUACCCGGCGUCUGUGCAGGAGCAGGCUCUGCUGUGGCUGCACGUGUUGUCGGAGCUGGACAUCGUCGUGCCUCUUCAGCUGCUCAUCGGGAUGUUCUCUGAUGGAGUGAACUCACUGAAGGAACUGGCCAAUCAGAGGAAAGCACGCGUCUCAGAUCUGUCUGGCAACACCGCAGCUCGCAGAGUGAGUGUUGUGUCUGAUCCGGGCCGCCGCGGGCAGCACAACACCUUCAGCCCGUUCCCGAGCCCGUUCAGGAGCCCCUUCCGCAGCCCCCUGCGCUGCAGCCCUUUUAAGAACCUGGGUCACGCCGCCGGGAACUGCGCCCUGGACCUGGACUGUGACGAUGACGACAUGAACCUGGGCUGCUUUAUUCUCAUGUUUGACCUCAUAUUAAAGCAGAUGGAGCUCCAGGAUGACGGUGUGAUGCUGGGUCUAGACAGCAGCCUGGGGAAGGAUAUCGUGGGCAUCAUCAACAACGUCUUUCAGGCCCCCUGGGGUGGCUCGCACACCUGCCAGAAGGAUGAGAAGGCCCUUGAGUGCAGCCUGUGCCAAUCCAGCAUCCUGUGCUACCAGCUGGGCUGUGAGCUACUGGAGAGGCUGACCCCCCGGGAGGAGAUACGCCUGGUGGAGCCCACGGAUUGUUUGGAGGAAACUUUGCUCACGCCUCAAACUGAUUUCUCCCUCGGCACGGAGAUCGAAAGUGAAGAAGGAGACAACCCGAAUGAAGCAAACACCGAAAACCCCAACAACACGUCUCCUGACAUUACAUCCAUGAAAAAUAAUACUGACAAGAAGUUCUCCUAUCAGCAGCUCCCCGUGUCUUUGAAGCUUAUAUACACCAUUCUGCAGGAAAUGUCCAAGUUUGAGGAGCCUGACAUUCUGUUCAACAUGAUGAACUGUCUGAAGAUCCUGUGUCUCCAUGGAGAGUGUCUGUACCUCGCUCGUAAAGAUCACCCCCAGUUCUUAGCCUACAUCCAGGAGAAGAUGCUGAUCCCUUGCCUGUGGUCGAUGCUAAAGUCGGAGUUCUGCCAGCUGGCCUCUCUGGCUGUGCCGCAGCUCCUCCAUGCCCUCUCUCUGUCCCACGGGGCCGACAUCUUCUGGAGCCUCAUCAACACCAACUUCAACAGCAAAGACUGGAAGACACGAUUCGAAGCUGUUGAGAAGGUGGCCGUGCUGUGUCGCUUCCUGGACAUCGGUGCCGUGACCAAAAACCACCUGCUGAAGUACUCCUUGGCCCACGCUUUCUGCUGYUUCCUGGCCUCGGUGGAGGACGUCAACCCAUCGGUGGCCACCAGGGCCAGACUGCUGCUGGACACCAUCAAGAGACCCGCUCUGCAGGGCUUGUGCUUGUGCCUGGAUUUCCAGUUCGACACAGUUGUGAGGGAUCGACCGAUCAUCCUCAGCAAACUUCUGCUGUUGCACUUCCUCAAGAAAGACAUUCCCGCUCUUAGCUGGGAGUUUUUUGUCAACCGCUUCGAAACCUUAUCUCUGGAGGCUCAGCUGCAUCUGGACUGCAACAAAGAGUUCCCCUUUCCCACAACCAUCACCGCUGUUCGAACCAAUGUGGCCAACCUCAGCGACGCAGCCAUGUGGAAGAUACGACGGGCUCGUUUUGCCAGGAAUCAGCAGAAGAGUGUGCGUUCUCUGCACGACAGCGUGAAGGGAGGCCAGGCAGAGUCCAAACGAGCAUUUUCACUCCCAGAGUCGCUCAGCAACCGACUUCCUCUAAGGCUUACAAGGCAGGAGCAAUCUGCCCCGACACUUGGAGAUAUGAUAGAGAAGGUCCUGCCAGCGCGUUUCCUCCUGCACUUUAACCCUGACGCUUCAGCCCCUCUCGCAGGCCAGACUCCCUCCCCUGAAGACGACGCGACAAUCAGAGACCUGCUCCCGGAGAAUGCGGGCAUCGAUCACCAGACCGUUCACCAGCUGAUCAUGGUGCUGAUGAAAUUCAUGGCCAAAGACCAGAGCAGCGCCGAGGCUGACAUAAGCAGCGCCAAGGCCUUCAACACGGUGAAGCGUCACCUGUACGUGCUGCUGGGCUACGACCAACAGGAGGGCUGCUUCAUGAUCGCGCCUCAGAAGAUGCGCACCUCCACCUGCUUCAACGCCUUCAUCGCUGGCAUUGCACAAGUUCUGGACUACAAUAUUGGUUUAGGAAAGCAGUUACUCCCCCUGGUGGUCCAGGUGUUGAAGUACUGCGCUUGUCCUCAGCUGAGACAUUAUUUUCAGCAGCCGCCCCGAUGCUCUUUGUGGGCUUUAAGGCCACAUAUUCGACAGAUGUGGCUCAAAGCUCUGCUGGUUAUCCUCUAUAAGUAUCCUUACAGAGAAAUGGACAACAGUAAGCUGGUCCUCCAUCUGAUCCACAUCACCAUCAACACACUGAACGCCCAGUAUCACAGCUGCCGCCCGCACGCUGCGGCCGGACCGCUCUACAGCGACAACUCCAAUAUAAGCCGUUACAGUGAGAAGGAAAAAGAGGAAGACAGUGUGUUCGAUGAGUCAGACGUCCACGACACGCCCACUGGCGCUGCCAACAAAGAGUCUCAGACCUUCUUCGCCCGCCUGAAGAGGAUUGGUGGCAGCAAAUCUGUGAAGUACCAGCCAGUGGAGCUGAAUGCCAAGAGAAGUGAAAUUGAGCUGUCAGAGUACCGGGAAGCAAGUGCCCUUCAGGACAGCAUCCUGCACUGUGUGAGGGAGGAGAGCACCAGGAAGAAGCGGCUACAGGCUAUGCACAAGCAGAAGUCCCUAGACAUCUCCAACACAGAUUCCCUCCUUUUCAGUUUAGACGAACACCGACGAAAGUCUUGCAUUGAUCGCUGUGACAUGCAAGUGCCACCCGUGGUUCUGCCCCCGUCCUCCGCCACCUUCCGAAGGCAACAAGGUAAAGGGUCCUCCGACGGCUCCUCGGUUCGGGUUGAUCCUGUCGACCGGCGAGGCUCUCGAGGAGGCCAGUCCGACACGUCUAAGCCCGUCAUCCCAGAGGUCCGGCUCAGCUGCAUGGAGACCUUUGAAGACAAACUGGAGCAGAGCUCRUUAGAAGGGUCCGUACAGGAGAAAGAAGAGCAGGACCUCAUUGACCUCUCCUCCGACUGCACCUCAAUUCCUGAGAAACACUCCCUGCUUUCCAUGUCCGACAGCGACUCCUUGGUCUUCGAACCGCUGCCUCCGCUGAGGAUUGUGGAAAGCGACGAGGAGUUCGACCUUAACACCUUAAUAGGGUCCAAGUUCAACGGCAGCCCGAGGAUCUCGGCUUCCCCUGCGAGCAGCGACACUUUGAGGCUGUCUCCUGUGGUUCAGGUGAGCGUGGAGGACUGCUCCAGUGAAAAAAAGGACCCAGAAGCCGUUAACAAGGAGAGCUCACAGCAAKUAACCCCAGAAAAGAAACCCAGAGGUGUGACUCCCAGCGCCUCUCUAGACCUCCCUGAACGGCCGGAGAAUGUCUGCCACGAAAGCCCCAUGACCCUGAAACAGAAGAGAGAUCUGCUGAAGAAGACCCCACAUGUUCCCGACAGCUCUUUGGACGACACGUCUGUGACCUCUGAGGACGYGAGGACCGGGCCGGGCACAAGCCCCGCCGGCAAGACGGUUUUCCUGGACAUCCCAGAAAACAAGGCGGAGCCGCUUUCCUCUCCGGAGAAAGGCAAGAGUAACAGCAACGACGAAGAAGAGGACGGAGACGACGAGGACGAUGACGAGAUGGGAGACGAAGCGGACAGCGACCCCAAACCUGAAAACACGGACGACAACGAUGAAGCUGAGUUUAAGAUCCAGAUUGUUCCCCGGCAGCGAAAACAGAGGAAGAUAGCCGUCAGUGCCAUCCAGAGGGAGUACCUGGACAUUUCAUUCAACACUUUCGACAAGCUGGAGGGUGAACCAACCGAUGAAACCGAUCACAAGGUCAUGUCUGCRUUGGAAAAGCCACGAGAAUCUGCCUCGGCCCCGACACUCGAAGCUGGCUUGCCUGAAACCAGCCAUCGCUCCUCAGUAUCAACUCAGUACCGUCAGGUGAAACGAGGUUCUCUGGGAGCUCUGACGAUGAGUCAGCUGAUGAAGAGACAGCUGGAGCAUCAGUCCAGUGCACCACACAACAUCUGCACCUGGGAGACGGGUCCUACAAAGACAAGUCUCCUCUCGGCGCCGAGCACAGUCAGCAUGUUUGUCCCAGCACCUGAAGAGUUCAUCGACGAGCAGCCCACCACCAUGUCUGACCGGUGUCGGGACUGUGCAGCUGUGCUGGARGAAUAUGAUGAGGAGACUCUUGCCCUCGCUGUGAUCGUCCUCUCCAUGUUCAUCCACCUGAGCCCCGACUUGGCUGCUCCCAUGCUCCUCGACAUCAUGCAGUCUGUGGGCAGGCUGGCAUUCAGCAGCAAUUUCUCUGGACAAGCUGAGAGCGUGGCUGGCACGAACACGCUCCAUGUGAUGUUUCUCAGUAUGUUGAUCCCAGGAAAUGUAGCAGGUGUGGCCAAGCAGUUCCUCCGCUGUGUGUUUCACCAGCUGGCCCCAAAUGGUAUUUUGCCUCAGCUCUUCCAGAGUAACAUCAAAGAUGGGAGUUUUCUGCGAACACUCGCGACCUCUCUGAUAGACUUUAAUGAACUGAGCUCAGUUGCAGCUCUCAACAUGCUUCUGGAGGGCUUGAACAACAAAAAGAGCCUCCCAGCUGGGAGCACCAUGCUGCACUGCCUGGACAACAUCGCCUCCUUCAUGGAGGCUCUCSCCAUGGACUCCCCUAGCAACCUGUGGACGACCAUCUGCAACCAGUUCCAGACCUUCCUCGCCAAACUGCCCUCCGUGCUUCCUCUGAAGUGCCCGAUGGAUUCUAGUUUGCGGAUUAUUAUUUGUCUUCUAAAAAUCCCGACAAUAAACGCAACUCGGAGUCUCUUGGAGCCUUUCUCCAAGCUGCUGAGCUUCGUGAUCCAGUACGGCACGUUCAGCCUGUCUUACCUUGUGGAGCUUUGUGGACUGUGUUACAAAGCCUUCAACAAGGAGCGAGAUAAGUUCUACAUGUCCCGCAUUGUGGUGCUGGAGCUUCUGCAGGCGCUCAAGUUCAAGUCUCCUCUGCCUGAUACGAACUUGUUACUGUUGGUCCAGUUUGUUUGUGCAGACAUUGGCACGCGUCUAGCUGAAUCCACCAUCAUMCAGAAGCACAUGAUCUCGACGCUGCCGGGGUGUACAACAGCAGCGAUGGAAUGCAUGAGACAAUACACAAGUGAGCUCCUGGACUUCAUUGCAGAUAUGCACACUCUAACCAAACUGAAAAGCCAUAUGAAAGCGUGCUGUCAGCCACUCCACGAGGACACUUUUGGGGGAAACCUGAAAGUGGGCUUGGCACAAGUUGCAGCCAUGGAGAUCAGCAAAGGCAAUCACCGCGAUAACAAGGCUGUGGUCCGUUAUCUUCCCUGGUUGUACCAUCCACCCUCCACCAUGCAGCAAGGGCCAAAGGAAUUCAUUGAGUGUGUGUCCCACAUUCGUCAGCUGUCCUGGCUUCUUCUGGGCUCCCUGACGCACUGCGCUCUGCACCAGGGCUCCACCUCCUGCAUGCCCAUCCCUCUAGACGCUGGCUCCCACAUUGCAGAUCACCUCAUAGUCAUCCUCAUUGGUUUCCCAGAGCAGUCAAAGACGUCGGUGCUGCACAUGUGCUCUUUGUUCCAUGCUUUCAUGUUCGCUCAGCUGUGGACCAUCUACUGUGAGCAGGCGGCUGCGGCGCCGUCCCUGCAGAACCAGAACCAAACGGAGUUUUCGUCCGGCGCCAUCCUCACGGGCCUGGAAUUCUGGAGCCGGGUCACACCGAGCAUCCUGCAGCUCAUGGCUCACAAUAAAGUGAUGGUAGAGAUGGUGUGUCUUCAUGUCAUCAGUUUGAUGGAAGCCCUGCAAGAAUGCAACUCAACCAUCUUUGUCAAGCUAAUUCCAAUGUGGCUCCCCAUGAUUCAGUCGAACCUCAAGCAUCUGUCCGCGGGACUUCAGCUGCGCCUUCAGGCCAUCCAGAACAGAGUGAACCACCAGUGUCUGCAGGGCCAGACCGCCGGGGCUCCGCCCUUUGCCCUGCGCAAAUGGCUCCAGUGCACCCAGUUCAAGAUGGCUCAGGUGGAGAUCCAGUCGUCAGAGGCUGCCUCUCAGUUUUACCCCAUGUGACCUCCUCUGUGGUCCCUUCAUGCACCUGCCUUGACUGGACCCUGUGGGGUCUCCAGCACAAACUGAUGCUGUGGGAUUCAUUUGAACUUUCAGCACUUUCAGUAAAAUACUUUGUACAGUAAAUCUAUGCUAUUUUAAAGGACUUGGGUCAUCACGGAUAAAUAUGUUGAAACUGUUGUAUUUCAUAGAUCUGAAGCRUCAGAGGAUGAAUUUCUAUAAUCCCAUGUUAGUUGUUAAAUCUUAUACAUGCACAUACAUUCCUGUCACUUUUUAAGUUGCUUGCUUGCAAGCCAAAUAAUAAAAAUAACUUUUUUUUUCUAAA
Messenger RNA from Austrofundulus limnaeus, 8916 nucleotides. RefSeq names its product unc-79 homolog, NALCN channel complex subunit (gene unc79). The record is from RefSeq and is a predicted model, not a curated record. The coding region runs from base 426 to 8594 and encodes 2722 amino acids. Gene Ontology annotation, molecular function: protein binding. Lineage: Eukaryota; Metazoa; Chordata; Actinopteri; Cyprinodontiformes; Rivulidae. The transcript is spliced from 51 exons.